Centropristis striata (black sea bass) is the source of this 3641-nucleotide messenger RNA. It is a transcript of the gene tango6, whose product is annotated as transport and golgi organization 6 homolog (Drosophila). Bases 86 to 3385 code for a protein of 1099 amino acids. The record is from RefSeq and is a predicted model, not a curated record. Lineage: Eukaryota; Metazoa; Chordata; Actinopteri; Perciformes; Serranidae. The transcript has 18 exons. Gene Ontology annotation, biological process: protein secretion.
UAAUGGUUGUUGCCCAUGGUGAAGACAUCAUCGGUUUACAGAAAUAACAACGUUACAUGAAAGAAGUUGAUUACAUGAUGGCAAAAUGACUUCAGCUAUUUUCUCAGCGAUAAAUAUUCUAACAAAACCUCUUGGCGAAGCGUCAGUGCGGGAUGCUCAGCCCUCACACCAGGAGGCUCUCCUGGAGGCGCUCCGGACCAACAGAGCUCUUCUCCAGGAGGAGCUGCAGAGUGAGAGCAGCUUUGCGGAGGUGAGGAGGCUCAGGGAGGAGGUGAUGGCGGCAGUAGACUGGCUCUCCGGCGAUGGAGAUGAAGAUGCCAUAUGGGGCUUUGUCCAGGAGUGUCUCCUACUGCUUCUCACAUUGGAACGACACAUUUCUGCUGAACUUGAACUUUUCAAGCAGACCCCCACUCCAUCUGCAGCUAAACAACGAACCCCUGAGAUGGCUCCACGUUUACCUCCUGACGUCCUCAGUGUCACCCAGCAGAAGACGCUCGGAACAGCUCUUCAGUUUGUUGUGUCUCUGGGGCUCUGUCCAUACUUAGCCCCUGGAGUGGGUGUGUCGUUUGGACGCAGGACAGCGUUUGGAGCCAUGGUUGAAACACUUGUCCGUGGUGCAGCAGUGGCAGCGGUGGGACGGCGGCUUCUUAUCACCACAAAUGUCCUAUUGCAGUUGGCAGAGCUGUCAUCUCUUGCCACAUUGGUGUUCACGCGACACCUCGGGGAUGUGAUGGCAGCAUUGUGCCAGCUCGGCUACCAGCCACGACGGAAAGAGAGUAGCAGCACAGAGCAGGAGAAGAUGCAGGAGCUCAGCGCUGAGGAACGUCAAACUUGCAAAGAGGCCCUUAAAUGCCUUCUAGGAAAAGUCUACCAGCCAAUUGUUAUCAAGGAGCUGCUGAUUCUGCAAGGUGGACCCAAACAGCCUGCUGCAGUGGGGAGCUCCAGUGGUUCUGGCAGCAGGGCAGCUCUGGGAUCAGCUCCCACCUGGCUGAGGCGUUUGUGUGGCCAGCUGCUGUCUGAGCGCCUGAUGCAGCCCGGUGGUGUCCAGGCUGUAGUCAGAGCCAUCUUGGAGGGAGGAACAGGGGGCGAGUCAGACUGGAGGAAAUGUGACAGUGUGGCGAAGAUCCUGGUUACUUGCCCUCAACAGUCUGCCUCAGCAGACACUUACUACAGACAAGUCUGUCCUCAGAUCCUUGACCUCCUGCACUUCAAGGACAAGCUAACAGCCCAGCAGUUCCAGCGAGUGGCCACCAGGGCGGUGCUCUUCACAGUGCAGGAGAAGCCCAGCUUUGCACAGCAGUACUUACUCACUCCUCUGCUCAGCCCGCUCCACUGCUGCACCACUGCUUCCAACGAGGGUGAUUUCCAAGCUGCUGUGGAGGAGUGGGAGCUCACUCGUUGUAUAAAUGAUGUGUACAAGAUCUGGGUGGUUGGAAACAGUCCGUCAUCUUCUCUUCUCAAAGCUCUCGGAGAAAUCCUUCCCGUCAUCUUUACACUCUUCUGUUUCACCAAGCAGAACGUUUGCCACCUACGCGCCCCCUGUCAGGAGAUUUUGUUGUGGUACUUGAGCCACACUGAGACAUUUGCAGCCCUGUCAACACUGAGGCAGCUGUCAGGUCUGCAGGCAUGUGAGAGCGAGGUUGCAGCAGGAUUCCACUUUACACCGGGCAGUGAUGGAGGAGCCAGACUCGGCUCUAGAGAGAGCUGCAGUGAAGAGGACGAUGCUCUGUAUGAGAAGGUGUCAGGAGAGCAGUGGAGGCUGGACUGUCUGAUGCAGCUGCUAGCUGAACUCCCAGACUGUGACCUGCCUGGAGACUUCUUCCUGGCCCUGCUGCAGGAGCUGGCCAGCUGGGCGGCUGCAGAAGACAAAGAAGAGAAAGAUGAACAGGAGUUGGACGUGUCAGCCAUGACUCUCCUGGAGGUGGAGCAGCAGCUGCUGGCUUCAGCUGCGAGACAAGGCCAGAGACUCACUUUGCUUCAGGUGUUGGCUUCCAUGGUCGAGUCUCUGCAGCAUACUUUGCUGUUGAGGAAAACCUCACAGGUGGUAGACUUCAUGGUGUCCCUGCUUCAGAGGGCCUGUGUGGGUCUGGAUCAGGCCACUGGUCCAAAUCCUGGGAACCCAGUGGAGAGCCAGACUCUGAGCAUGGGGAUGGGCCUAGUGGCCACUCUCCUGUCAGAACCUCAGCUCAGUGCAGAGGACUACUCUUCUAUGUCAAAACUGCUCCCUCCACUGGAGACGCUGUCUCAGAAGCACCCUGAGGUGGUCAUCCAGCAGCUGGCAUCCAAUCUCCGAGCUGUCAUUGCCACUCACGGCGCCUACAAGCCAGAAAACUUUACCUUUGAUGCUCAGCCCUCCAGAAACCCUGAAAGGACAGCAAUGCCCAACACUGUCCCUUUUAGGAAUGAGCAAACUAGGCAAACUGAAGCAAACAACUCAAAGACUAGUCCUCAUUCAUCUCCCUCAGACAGUCAUUUACCUAGUAACACCCACAUCAGACAGCCAGCAUCCUCUGGAAGCUCUGCAGGAGGAAGAAGUCCAAAAGGUGGAGGGAGGACCUCUGGUACCAGUAACCCCCCUUGCCCACCUACCAAGCCCCUUUCUGAUUGGCUGUUAGAGGCAUGUGACCCGGAUGUGCCAACCAGAGCGUUCGCUUUGAGGGUCCUGACCCAGAUGGUGCAAAAGAAAAACCCAGAAGCUGUCCAGGCCCAGGAGAAGAUCCUCAUGCUCUUGUUAGAAAAUCUGGAACAUGAAGACUCAUUCGUCUACCUGUCAGCGAUUCAAGGUCUGGCUGCAAUGGCGGAUUCGUACCCAGAGAGGAUUCUGGAAAGACUCUUAAAAGACUUCCAGCAUGGUCCCUCCCUCCCAAAAUCCAACAAGGAGCACUCUCUGGAAACUCGCCUCAAAGUAGGGGAAGUCCUGAUGAGGGCGAGCAGGGCUAUGGGAGAACUGACACCCCACCUCGGCCGUCCUCUGGUCGGCAUGUUCCUGCAAGGAACCAGGGACCCGGACCAAAGUGUCCGGGCCAGCAGCCUGUCUAACCUGGGGGAACUCUGUCAGAGACUGGACUAUGCCCUGGGAACACUGGCUCAAGAGCUCAGCACCUGUCUGACCGCUCUGAUAAAGACAGAGAAGGAGGCAGAAGUGAGGAGAGCUGCUGUCCACGUCAUCACCCUGCUGCUCCGAGGCCUCAGUGACAAAGCCACCCAGGUUCUUAGUGAUGUUUUGCUGGACUUGUACCGUGCACUAAAGUGGGUGGUUCGCUCCGACCCGGAUGACGUCGCGGUGCUUCAUGCCCAGCUGGCUUUGGAGGAGCUCGAUGACGUCAUGAGGAGGUUCAUCUUUCCUGAGCAGAAGCUGGAGAAGAAGAUCGUUGUCCUGCCAUAGAGCUCAGAUUUUAUCUCUGAUAAUGCCUUCAUAGUUUGGACUUACAGAGGAAUUUAUUUUUAUAUGCUCUGCUUAUAGGCAGCACAAGUUCUGCCUCUGUGAGAUGUGGAUUUUAUGGUCAGAACGUUUCAGAGAACGGUCUGUAAUGCAUCUAUGUAUGCUUUACAAGUCUUUCCGUAAAGAAAGGUACAGUGACCCUACUUCAUUGUGUUCUACUACCAACAGCUCACUUCCAAAAUAAAGUUUUAAAAACACA